AUGGCUCAUUACACAAUUUUAGCAGAGGACUCUGAGAGCUCCAGCAAGCAAUAUGACGAUCGUGACAGCAGUGUCUCCGACAAUGAUCGCUUUCUAGAGAAGGACCUACCACUUCGGCCUCAACAGCCUUUCUAUCGCCGACAUUUCAAAUCAACCGUCUUCCACUCUGUACUCUGUACUUUCAACCUCGUGUUCUGCCUUGCGAUCUGGCAAUGGCCCAGAAACCACUGUCCUUUCGGAGUGUAUGGACCAAGCCUUGUCUACACACCAGCACUAGACGCCAUAGCAUACGAGGCACAAACGUGGGAUACCACGAACAUCUUCUUCAGGAACGGUUCAGCCGACCCGAACCGGCUGCACAAGGAAUUUGGGCCACCUUCGCCCGAGUCAGAUUUUGCAUGGGCAGAGCUCAUACAAUACCAAAACAUUCGUCUCACAAAAAAGGAGCUUGGAGAGUAUCGCGACAAACCAGGUCUUGUUGAACUUGCCGAUGGGUCGGGGUACUAUGCUACUUUAUCAGUCUAUCACUCCCUACACUGUGUCAAACGCCUGCAUCACCUCAUGUACUUCGACCACUACUAUCCCAACAAAACCGAUCAAGAGUCGAUGUUGAUCAAGCAUCACGGCCACUGUCCAGUGCAACGCGGACCUAAGCAUUCUCCCAAUGCAGUGGGGCGCAACGUAUGCUCCGUAUUCCCCACCAUGCAUGACGCUUCUAACUCCAAUGAUAGAACACGAGUCCCAAUAGGCUUAGACGAAGGCCACCACCAAUGCGUCCAAUGGGACAAGAUAGACAACUGGAUGAAGGAGCGUAGUCUGGAUGUUUUUGCCCCUGGCGUAAUCGUGCAUCCAAUACUCGGCGAAGCAUAUCCCGAUGGCAAAGGAAACGAUAUCGGAGUCGCGCUCGAUAGGCUGCUGAGCGAGCAGGAGGAUUAA
Messenger RNA from Letharia lupina, 936 nucleotides. RefSeq lists its product as uncharacterized. Gene Ontology annotation, biological process: mycotoxin biosynthetic process. Bases 1 to 936 code for a protein of 311 amino acids. The record is from RefSeq and is a predicted model, not a curated record. NCBI's taxonomy places the organism in Eukaryota, Fungi, Ascomycota, Lecanoromycetes, Lecanorales, Parmeliaceae. The transcript has 6 exons.